GUCAGGCAUCAACCAAAUCCGCCCCAAUCCCCAAUAUGCGCGUCCCAAUUAUUACCACUCUCCUCACUCUCGCCCUCACCGGCCUCUCGCAAGCCGCCUCUCUCGGCGUCGAAACCACCCACGGUGUCGAGUGCAACCGCAAGACAACAAAGGGCGACACAGUUAAGAUGCAUUACCGUGGCACCCUCGCUGAAGACGGAUCUCAGUUCGAUGCGAGCUAUGAUCGGGGCACACCAUUCAAAUUCAAGCUAGGGGCUGGACGUGUCAUUAAGGGAUGGGACGAAGGACUGCUCGAUAUGUGCGUUGGCGAGAAGAGAACCCUGACGAUUCCGCCGGAGUAUGGGUACGGCGAUCGCGGCAUUGGACCCAUUCCUGGUGGUGCGACGUUGAUCUUCCAAACGGAACUGCUGGAGAUUGAGGGCGUGCCCAAGGAUGAGCUUUGAGCCACUGCGAUUGCGCCAUAC
Messenger RNA from Aspergillus nidulans FGSC A4, 464 nucleotides. It is a transcript of the gene fkbp3, whose product is annotated as peptidylprolyl isomerase family protein FKBP4. The record is from RefSeq and is a predicted model, not a curated record. The transcript is spliced from 2 exons. Lineage: Eukaryota; Fungi; Ascomycota; Eurotiomycetes; Eurotiales; Aspergillaceae. Gene Ontology annotation, cellular component: endoplasmic reticulum. Gene Ontology annotation, molecular function: peptidyl-prolyl cis-trans isomerase activity. The coding region runs from base 36 to 443 and encodes 135 amino acids.